UGAAAAAAUGUUGACUGCAGUCGCAGCUUGUUAGUCGUUGCAUCACAACGCGUUGGAUUCUAAACUUUCGAAUUUCACAAGUAUCUUUAAUUUUGCUCUCGCUCUCUUUAUAAUGGACCCAAUCGAAAUUACUCCCAUUUCCACUUUGGAGCUAACAACUUGCCACAGAUCAUUCAUCAGAGCACGCGUUACGUGGAAGACAGAGAUAACCGAAUGGACUCGUAAUAUCAAUGAAGGGACUACCCUCCUUAUAAAUUUGUUGGAUGGUAGCGGAGAAAUUACUGUCGCAUUAUUUGACAGUCAGUGCGAUACGUUCUUCCCCAAAAUUGAAGAAGGCAGCGUAUAACUUCUUAAUUUUGAAGUGAAGGAGGCGGAUACGGACAUCAAAAUUUUGCCGAACCCGCUUCAAAUAUUUUUCAUUGACGAAACAGUUGUACAACAGAGCAUCGAGAAUACCCAGAUUCCCAUAAUAAGGAAUACCUUUUUGCCGCUUUCUAAGGUUUGAAAUUCCGAAAGGGAGCCAGUCGACGUAGUUGGCAUAUGCACCGAGGUGCGCGACGUGGAUGAAAGAGGAGGACACCUUAUUCGAGAAAUCUUACUCGUGGACGCAGAACUACAACCAGUCAUGUUGAAUCUCUGGGAAAAGGCGGCUAGAGACUUUCCGGGUCAAGUUAAUGAUGUUCUUGUUGUGAAAGGGGCGCGUGCCCAGUUUCACAAUAACGAAAUAAAACUUAACGCUAGCUGGUACACCAAUGUGCAGAUCAAUCCUGACAUUCCAGAGGCCAUUUCGCUGCGGGACUGGUACGAAAAUCAAUAGCUAAUGUAAAAAUCUGUUUGAUAUGUUUAUUGUUUAUACAAGAGCAAUAAAAAAUACAUGCUGAAUAU
This is a messenger RNA of Drosophila suzukii, 885 nucleotides long. Its product is annotated as replication protein A 70 kDa DNA-binding subunit. Gene Ontology annotation, biological process: DNA replication; double-strand break repair via homologous recombination; nucleotide-excision repair. Gene Ontology annotation, molecular function: damaged DNA binding; single-stranded telomeric DNA binding. The record is from RefSeq and is a predicted model, not a curated record. NCBI's taxonomy places the organism in Eukaryota, Metazoa, Arthropoda, Insecta, Diptera, Drosophilidae. Gene Ontology annotation, cellular component: DNA replication factor A complex; nucleus.